UAGACCCAGUCGCAGCCAUUUUACUCCGUGAAAUAAACUUCAAUCUCGGAGCCGGAGGAGAAGAAACACAACAACAAGUGCAGCAGCUCGGCGGGAGACCAUGGACACGUCGCUGUGAACCAGAGCUCGGGCGGAUCCGGGUUUCAAGUCCUCGCACUUCGGUAGCAGCGAGACGUAACAUAAAGGGACGGUGACUCACACCCCAGUUGCUUGUCUGGGACCCUCGUCAACCCUGCACCCCUCCUGAGGCGGGAUGGAGCCCCAGGCUUCUGAGUGGCAGCUUGGACCAGAGGGGGACUGUAGGAUGUUGAGUCUGCUAGUGCCCAGUCCCCAGAGCGAGGCGGUGACCCAUGAGAUGGAGGAGCUGACUCUGCAGCCCGCACAGAACCUACCUCCGCUCAGUGAGCGCAAAAAUGUCCUGCAGUUGAGGCUUCAGCAAAGGCGAACCCGGGAGCAGCUGGUGGACCAGGGCAUCAUGCCACCUCUCAAGAGCCCGGCAGCAUUCCAUGGGCAGAUCCGCAGCUUGGAGAGAGCCAGGACUGAGAAUUUCCUGAAGCACAAGAUCCGCAGUCGUCCAGAGAGAGCGGAGCUGGUCAGGAUGCACAUACUACAAGAGACCGGGGCAGAGCCCUCGCUGCAGGCCACCCAGUUGAGGCUGAAGAGGGCCCGUCUGGCUGACAACCUGAACGAGAAGAUCGCCCAGAGACCCGGCCCGUUGGAGCUGGUGGAGAAGAACAUCCUGCCAGUGGAUUCCAGCGUUAAGCAAGCCAUCAUUGGUGAGGUGGGCGAGGUGAAUUACCCGAAGGUGUUGGAUGAAGACAGCUGCGAUCCCCUGUCCCCAGAGCAGCCAGCCAGCCAGGAGUCGCAAACCUCUGUCCCCUCACCCGCGGAGAGCAAAGCCCCAGAGACUCCAUCUCCUGCUCCUGCUCCUGCUCCUGCUCCAGCUCCUGCUCCAGCUCCAGCUCCUGCUCCUGCUCCUGCUCCUGCUCCAGCUCCAGCACCUCUACCACUAUCAAGCACUAUAUUUCAGGCCCUCCCAGUUGCUACAAAAGCACCAUCAGACUUUAUGAAAGUGGUCUCUACCAGUGAGUUUCUGGCCACCCGCCCAGCUGCUCCCUCGAAACCAGGACCAACACUGGUGAAACAAAGCCAGCCGAAGUCAGCCUCAGAGAAGAGUCGCAGUAAGAAGGGCAAAGAGCCAAAGUCCAGGAUUAAGAAGCUGAAAUACCACCAGUAUGUUCCUCCGGACCAGAAGCAGGAGGCCAGUGAAGAACCCAUGGACUCGUCUUAUGCCCGACUACUGCAGCAGCAGCAGCUGUUCCUCCAGCUGCAGAUCAUCAGCCAGCAACAGCAGCACUACAACUACCAGACUAUACUACCAGCACCACUCAAACCUAUGGCAGAGGGUCAGAGCAGCGCUGGCAGCAGCCUGCCAACCUCCAUCAUGGUGUCUCUGCCCACUGCCCCCCCACCUCCCCCUCUGCCUUCUGCAGCUCGGCCAAACAACUCGCUGUCCAAUCGCAAGCCAGGAGUCUUGCCUGCCAACCUAGAGGAGAUGAAGGUGGCGGAGCUGAAACUGGAGCUGAAGCUGCGAGGCCUUCCUGUGUCAGGAACAAAGACUGACCUGAUGGAGAGACUUAAGCCAUUCCAGGACAAUCUCCGCACCUCAGCUCCCACCAACAUUCCUCAACAGACCACCACCACCUCCACCCCCAUGGACGUCACCACUGCCACCACCACCUGCACCAGCCCUGCCAUUGUCUUCCCAGUACAGCAGGUGACUCUAGAGAGCAUGAGAUCCACGCCGCCAGUCUCACCCAACCCCAGUGAGCCCUCCACCCUCCAGCAGGAUGUGGGCAUGUCUGCGGCACAUUCCGAAGUACAAGUGAUGAGCUCUGGCACAGCAGGACGACAGUCCUCACCGCUCUUGUCUUUUCACAUCCCGGAGGAAAAGGACAGGAGGCUCCAUGAGAAGGAGCGGCAGAUAGAGGAGUUGAUGAGGAAGCUGGAGCAGGAGCAGAGGUUGGUGGAGGAGCUGAAGAAUCAGCUGCAGGUGGAGAAGAGAGGCAUGGGGGGCUGUAGUGCCGACUCUACCUCUGUAUCUCCCAAACUUACCUCUGUCCCUGCCUUGAAUACCGUUGCUACUGUCCUGAAUUCUAAUUUAGUAAAAAUGGAGAGUACGGUCCUGUCAAACUGUUCAUCCACUAACGCCACCAUCCAGAACUCUGUCUUGGGCUCCCCGGCUCUCACAAGCCCCCUCCCGACCGUGGUGAAGCUGGAGGAUCUGACUGUUUCUGGUGGCAAGCCGCUGCAACUGCAGAGUCCAACCCAGCUCAUCACGAAGAUCCAGCCCCAAGUAAGCCCCAGCCCGCAGCUGCUCCCUCAGUCACAGAGAAGUCCCAAACUCCAGACUCAGUCUCAGACCACUACUCCCAGCCUGCAGCAGUUCUUCAUCAGCCACACAGGUGGAGUCUCCCAAAUGCUGACUGGCCAGGCUGGGACUCAGAUCCUGCUCCCGGUCUCACUACCCAAAAACGCUACUGCAAUCCAGCUGCCAAACACCACUGUCAGCCUGCAGCCUGUCCUCCAGGCCACAGUCUCAAAUCCAGGCCUGGUACAGACGGCGGUUCCUCAGCCGCAGAGCUUUCAGAUGGAGACGGCACCCGGCCAGCAGUUACCAAACCACAACCCGCUGCUACAGACUCUGACAGUGUGCAAUAGUUCUACUGGAUUAGAGAACCAGGGUCGGCCUGAGAUGAAUCCCCAGCGUUUCCUCAGGAGCUCCCCAGAGAACAGGGUCUCUCCCCGGGCCUCACCCAACCAGCACAUCUCCAAUGGACCCCUUCAUAAGUCUCCCUCUUCCAAGCCUGCCUUCAUCCUCCAGCCCACCUCUCUUAUCAGUCAGCCUCCCAAAUCAAGAGAGCCUCCCCGCUACGAGGAAGCUGUCAAGCAGAGCCGCAACAUGCACAUCAACAAUGUCUCACAGGUUCCUACUGCAACCAGCCAGCAAAUGGAUGACUUGUUCGACAUCCUCAUAGAGAGUGGAGAAAUGACACCUUUUAUCCAGCAGGACCCCUCAGUGUCUCUUGGGAAGAGCCAGCCCAUCACGGCCAGUAUCACCACCCUGCCUGUGAACACAGUGCUCUCCAGACCACCUCCACCGAUCCAUAUGGCCCCUCCGCCCACCCUGAGCCUCUCCGUGGACCCCAGCAUGCCGAGCCUCUCCUCUCUGGCCACAGACAACCAGCUGGAGGCCUUCCUGGAGGGGACGCUGGCUGGAACGUCGCCGGCAUCGGACCUGCGCACACAGGGUCUGAUAGAGGAGCUUCAGGCCCAGCUGAUGGAACAGCAAUCCUACUCCCCCAUGGACACAUCCGACCUGUCUUUCUGCGAUUCCUCCUCACCCACUUCCUCGUUCAACAUGGGCCUGUCUGACCCGGCACUGGACAAUAUGGAGUGGAUGGACCUCACCAUGCCCCCGGGUCCUGGGGGGGCACUCACACCGCUGGGGAUCCCAACUGACUUCCUGGAUUCCCAUGACCUGCAGCUGCACUGGGACUGAGGGAGGGUGAUGGAGGAGAGGCGGCUGAGCAGCUGAGCCAAGAGUGAAAGAUUGAUGGAUGAAGAGAAGAAGAAGAAAAAAGGAAAUUUCCAGCACAUUAAGGCUGACUUUAAACAUUUUAAAUAAGGAAACAAAAGGAGGAGAAAACAUGACAUUCACUCUUUAACAGCUCAUCCAUACAUCGGUUAUAUUCCCACUAUACUAGAGGAGGACACACUGUACAGGCAGUGCACUGAUCAAGCUGAGCUACAAGCAGGAGUUUGCACAGCUUUUAAAAAAGAGGACUACUUUGACCGAACAGCCGGAAAACAAUAUCAUCACUAAAGUGAUAAUAGGAUCUUAACGUGAUGAGACUUUUAUUCAUGAUUUAGCAGAAAUUAAGAGACAGAGCCAAAUGAAGACUGGUAGCAUGGACUGUUUGUAAAUACUGUUAAAACCACAUUAACAACAUUUUGUCAGUGCAGCCUCAGCUGGUGACCACUGCAUUUAGAAACAUUUAGACUAACUCUGCAUCUCAGAUCGUCUUGCUUUUCAUUUCAGCGCCCAUGUUAUAAUGUCACACUGCCUGUGUGAGCCAUGUGUCUCAGGUGCGUCUCCUGAGCUGCGCUGCUCCUCUAUAGAGUCGAGGUCUCGCUUAUUUUCUCCACGUACUGUGCUCUGUUCACAGCAGAAUGGUGAAUGAUGUAUCACCACAGUUUCAGUGUCUAUCUGACGCAUAUGUCACAGACAUAAAUAUUGGCAACACUUCCUGUACCUGUUAUAAAUGAAAACUAAUCUAAUCACUAGUUCUAACUCUAAGGAGUUUGUUAUUAUUGCAAUAUUCAGACCAAAAACCUCACAUAGCAUCUCUGCAGCAGCUCCGCAGCUGACACGCUCCCUGUAGUGUAGACCCACUAGAUCACACACACAGCUGUCAGGCUACACACACACCCAGGCCUAAACCAGUCUGUGCUGUACUGUCAAAUCUGUCUGUUCCCUGUACUCAGACAUGUCACAGAACCAAGUUUUACAAUUUCUCAACUUGAGACGAGGUCAAGCCUCCUGUUCACACUGGUCCAGUCUACCAGAUGCUGUAGAUUACGUGUUUUCUGACAAAUCUGAUUUGCUACAUCCGAUGUGACUGUUUUCUUCUGACCUAUCGCGACCCUCUCCGGUCAAGCCGAUAAACCAAUGACUCUAAAGAACAAAAAGACGGACGACGAGAGGAGGAGGCUCCUCCCUCUAAGUGAGAGCUAUGCACUAAUGAGGCGGAGCGAUCUACCGACGCGCCUCACUCACCUCAGAACAAGGAAAUGUGAACUUUGCAUAUCCAAGACGAUCGUGAACAGAAAGCGAUUGAAAAUGAUUGUGAUCGAUGCAGCGAUCACGCGGCCAAUCACUACAGAGAUACUGCAGCUGGUGUCCAAGUUAUUUUGAAUGUACUGUUUGCCAAGAACCAAACAUCUGACUUUACGUACAAAGUUGGCAGCUGUUUUUCUUCCCCUCUGAGAGUAAGCUGGCGUGAAACAGUAGAAAGGGAACAAACACGAGCAGAUUUAAUACGUGUGAACUAUGUGAACUCUGCAAGAUAUAUCAAGAAAGAUGUCUUUUAGAAGAUGAGCUUUAUAUCUAGCUGUCCUACAGUAUCCCGGCACUUUGUGUGUAUGUGUGUGUGUGUGUGUGUGAGUGUUUGAGAGAGAGACUGUAUGUGUGUGUGUGUGUGUGUCUUGGUGGGGAACUACUGCAUCACUAGCCAUGAAACGUGACUGUUAGGUUUGCCCGUAGCUGAUAAGUUGGCCUGCUUUACCGUCCCAUUUAUCCACAGAAUAACAUUUAGCUGGUUCGAGGCACGAGGGUUCCCGGUUUGAAUCCCUGCCCCCUGUGCCGAGUCUUUGUGGCUGUUCUCUGAGUGAACGCCUCCUUUUCUCCCACAGUCCAAAGUCAAGCAGGGUUAGACUCUACAUUAUGUGUAGGUGAGACAACUUGAACAUAGGAGUUGUUUGUCUCUAUAUAUUAGUCCUGCUGUCGACCUGUAACCCCGCCUCUCGCUCAAAGUCAGCCGGGAUUGGCUCAGUCUCCUCCCACGACCCCCUAAAGAUAAGCGGUGUGGAUAGUGAAUGGACAGAUGAUAAAGUAGUCUCACAGUGAUGCAUCAGCUACAGUGACCUGUCAACAAAGUUUCCUGACCUUGCGAGUGAGUGAAACGAGCGUGUUGAUCUAUGUGUGUCUGUUUGUGUGUGUGUGUGCGUGGAAUCGUCUUCCCGUCUCCUGCAUGACCAUCGGUGUGCGUCUCCGUGUGCAUGAUCGUAUCCACAUUUAAUCUCGGGCACCGUUUCGAGCACUUUCACAGCCAUCGCACUCAAGUUAUAUGAAAUAUCUAUACAGAAACAAAUCCAUUCGGCUUCUCCUCCAACGUUCUCUCUUCAAACGGCUUCUGAUGACUGUUGUACUGUUGUUAUCCGUGUUGUCCCGUCCGGUGUGAUACAGUCACAAACGCACACACACACCUUUCGAGGGCUGAGCUCCCUUUAAAGCCGUCAUGAAUGCUCCCAUUGAUUGCAUCAUAUCCUAACUCACUAAGCCAAAUCAGUGAGUUAAUGAUUUAGUAUCUGAGUCUGUAUAUUGUUUUAGGAUUAGUACGGUCCUUCCCUAUGGCACUUUGAAAUGCGAUGGCUCUUUUUAAUUCUCUCUUUUGUUAUAUCAGUCCUAUAAAGUGAAAUGAUGCUCGCAUUUUAACCACUUUACCGUGUAAUUACGUCCGUGGACACUAGAGGGCGUGGGCUCUCCAGUUGUGGCAUGACGGCACUUCAGGGUCAUUUCUUGCAGAAUAAAAAGUCAAUUGGGCUAUUUUAUUUUGAAAGUUUCUGUUUUGAUUCGGUGUUUACAUCGGCAAUAAUGUGAGGACCUGAGCAGAGUGACAGAGAGCCCUUCAUGUCGACCCUGUCUCGUCAACGUUCGAUGCUCUCACUGCCGCAGUCACACGUUUUCAUCGUCAAUACCCAGAGUUACGCCAAAAACUGCACAGACACACACUUUUUGUUGUGUUGUAUUUUAAUUGUUUUCCUUUUGUCACAAACGGUAAAAGUCACGUGUUGUUGUAUCCAGAACAGACGAUGAGGGUCAUUGUUGUUUUCUUCCUCAGUGUGUCUGCUUUAGGGCAGAUUUGAUAUUUUGUUGCCUGAAACGGCAGUGGAACAUAUUAUUAUGUCUAUUAUAAUUUGUUUGUUUUUCAAAGUAGAAAUCAUGUAAUCUUGUUUGGAUGGUUGUGUAAAAUCUGUAAACAAGGAUUUCAUGUGUAUAUUUUUGGUUUGAGGAGUAUUUUUUUGUUGUUCAUAUCAGCCGAACACAAACCUCAUCUACAUGACGGCUCCCAGUGUCGGACGUGGUUGUUGCUGAUUGGCCAGACAGGGACAGCUAAAAGCAAUAAUGGCUGCUCUCCUUGGACAUACUGUACUGUAUGUCUCAUCCUGCCUUGCUUUUACUCGUGCAGGAGCCUUUACCGCAUACACAGUCACACCUUGGUUCCAAAUGGUGAAGCGAUGGCUUGUUUAAAUCAAGUUGUUUAAGAGGUGUGUCUACGCAGCAUCAGUCAGUUCUCCCACUCGUCCUCGUUCACCCUGUGUCGUUUACCUUCAUGGGAACAUUGUAGUAUUCUUCUCGCGGCGAAGCUGAACAAGAGGAGUCAUUACAAUAUAUGUAUUUUGGAUAAUAUCCUCUCAUCAGCUGAUUCUUCUUCCCAUUCUUCAUUGUAGCCGAGUCUCCUUCUCUGUCUCCACCACCCAUGCCAUGCCUCUUGUUUGUAAUGCCAUAUGUUUUGCACAUUGUGUAUAUAUUUAUAUAGAUGCAAUGCAUAUUUUUAUACAUGUGUAACAUCCAUGGGCUCUGUAUUUUGUAAAUACUCAAAAAACGAGAUGUGUAUAUAAGUACUGUAUGCCUUUAUGUGUCAAUAAAAUAAUUUGGUGUACUGUGA
Platichthys flesus (European flounder) is the source of this 7511-nucleotide messenger RNA. It is a transcript of the gene mrtfba, whose product is annotated as myocardin related transcription factor Ba. The record is from RefSeq and is a predicted model, not a curated record. The transcript has 16 exons. Lineage: Eukaryota; Metazoa; Chordata; Actinopteri; Pleuronectiformes; Pleuronectidae. Bases 254 to 3562 code for a protein of 1102 amino acids. Gene Ontology annotation, biological process: smooth muscle cell differentiation.